AUGAAUGAAAGUUUCAAAAAGGUUGAGCGCGCAAUUGGCAAUUUACAGAUGACAAUGGAUUUAAUGGAAAAUGAAGCGGUACUUGAGCGACUUAGAACUCUUCAAAAUUGGAAGGAUCGUCGAUCGAAUGAAAUAAAUGAACUGAUAAAAGCUGAAAAUAGCUUCGAGGAGAGCAUGGAAACCAGUCAAAAGCUGUUGGAUGAAAUUGAUAAAGCACUAGCUGAAAUAGAUAACCGGAAGAAGUCACCGGAAUUGGAAGAACUAGAACAUUUCGCGUUAUCUUUAGAAGAUCGUUUACAGCGAGCUUUGGCACAAAUACAACAUACCUCACUAAAGGCAGAACCAAUACUAACACAAAUAGAUGAGGAAGAAGCCGCUCGACUUCGUGACAGAUUACGAAAUAUUGGUGAGCAGUGGAAACAAUAUGAAAAUCUUGUUCGAGAAAAGAGACGCCGAUUCGAUGAACGCUUUGCAAAUGAAUCGGAAUUGAAUAACGAAAUGGAAUUACUCCAAUUUUGGUGUGAUGAAACGGAAGCGGAAUGUGCCAUCGUUAUUAGUCCAUUGAAUUUGCCUGUUUUAAAGGAACUCUCAUCAAAAUUAGAGGAACGUUUAAACAGCUACGAAAGGAAACAUGCAAAUUUACAAAUCAUUGAACGUUUAAAAGAUUAUUUAAUUAGCACCCAAAUGACGGAUCCAACCAGUAAACAUCGAAUACGACGAGCCGUUUCCGAAAUCGGAAAACGUAUUAGCUCGAUUCGGGGUCUUUUGCGUGAUCGAAAAUUAGAACUUGAAAGUGCCGUUAAUGCUGCUGAAAAUUUCCACGAUGAUUUGAAUAAAUUGCAGAAAUUUUGUGAACGAACAGAAAAAGCAAUUCAAUUGGUAGAAAGUGCGACAAUUUUUGUACCGUCCGGUACCGAUUUGGAUUACGUUCGUUUGCAUCAGGCAGAAACUGAUGAAAUUGCUAAGAGAGUGGAACAGGAGUGGAAAGAUAGCUCUUCCGUAGGAGGAUCAGUAGUUGAUGAUCAUCUCCGAAUUAUCGUGGAAGAUACCUUAUGUAAAUGGAGCAACGAUAAGGAAAAAUUAGCUGCGACAGCUUGUUUACCAACUCUUGCACAUGACUCAUCAUCAAUAACUUCAGAAGCGAUUGAAGAAGAAGAACUGACCAGUGGAAUGCAAACCGUUUUAUCAAGUAUUGCUGAAGAAAAAGAAUCUCAUACAAGUGAGUAUGGAACUUUAAAUGGAUCUAUGGCACUUGAGGAAUCGGUUACAUCAAAUCUGUCUUCCAAAGAUCGACUUCUAAUGGACAAUAUCGUACAUAUAGGACAUUGGUUAAUGGAAACAGAACGUGACGCAUCGUUGACCGUCGAUUUAGCCGAUUCAGAAUGCAUAAGAAAUGCAAUCGUUCAAAUGCAGACUUUUAUUGAUCAAUUAAAAAUGCGUCAUUUGGAUUUGAUUCGAAUUUUGGAUGAAAGCCGGAAUAAAAUAGUACGAGAAAGGAGUGAAGUAAUGACAGUGGAAUGUAAUAAAAUAUUGGGUGAAUGUCAAGGGAGAAAAAUGACAUUAACUAAAAUUUUGGAAGAAAGUCGAAUUUGGGAUAAAUUAAGAAAAGCAUUAACCACUUGGCUUACUAAUGCUCAAGAAAAAGUAAUUGAUGGCAGUACGGUCGAUGCCGCCGAUGUACAAACACUAAAAAAAGAGCUCAGUGAGAUUCAUGGGAUAGCGGAAACAGCGGGAGAAAUGAAAUUAAAGAUGGAUGAGUUAAAUGAGCGUAGUAACGCUUUGUUGGAUAAUUACCGCGCUGAUGAAGGGCAUAAUUUGUCUCAUACGGUUUCAAAAUUGAAUGCUUUAUGGAGUAAAUUUAAUGAUAAUGUUCGUAUUCGGCGAGCGGUAUUAGAGGCAGCUCUUAGAACUAGAAGUGACUUCCAUUCUGCGCUUGAGCAACUGGAAGAAUGGAUGAAUGGUGUUGAUGUAUCUCUGGUAGAGUUGAAUGAAAUAACAAUGAAUACACAGACGCUUAAAGAUUUUGUUAAAAGAAAGAAAUGGAUUGAAGAUGAAAAGAGUGUGCGAGCUGAUAUCAAUGCUCAUAAAGAUGUUAUCGGAUCAGUGGAAGAGAUGGGCGCUCAGUUAACACGUCGAGUGGAAGACACUAAAGAACGAGAACAACUCAAAGAGCGCUUAAGUCAUAUUGAUAUUCGAUGGCGACAUCUGGUUGGAUUAGCUGAUGCUAUCAGGACUCGUCUAAUGAAUGCUCAAGAAGAGUGGGAGAAGUUGUUCACACAAAUCGCCGAAAAUUUAUUUUGGGCUGAAGCACAAAGUAAAGCAUUACUUGAAGAACAACCAGUCGGUGGUUCGUUGGCUCGAGUACAGGAACAGACUAAUUUUAUUCAGAAACUUGAACAUGAAAUGAAGCUUCGUCAACGUGAUGUUGACGAAUGUGUAACACUGGCGCAUAGUUACCUGAUGCAGCAUGACCUGCGACCUCGAAUGAAAAGUACCAGCACUUUGACACCAGAUGAAAAAAAUGAUGAUCAGAAUGCGGAACUAAGACGUGUUGGUAUUCAAAUUAAAUCUGAUAGCGAUCGUUUAGUGGAGAAAUGGAGUGAAUUACGGGAGCUACUGAAUGCCUGGGCAUGUAUCAUUCGUGAUGCAAAUGCUAAGAUGGAGAAAUUAGCGUCAGCGAUUGCUGAAUGCCAGCUGGCACUUUCAAAUAUGGAUGAACGAAUGGAACAGCUUCGACCCAUCGAAAAGUUAAGGUUGGAAGAGUUAACGAUAGCGGUUGAUGAAAGUGAACAAUUGAAAGAAUAUUUGUCUCGAACACGAAUGUAUAUUGAUGAUGCUAAUGAUUGGAGUGGACAGCUAUUGGCGUCAGAUGUCGAAUUGGCAUCGGAGCUAAGUGCACAAUUGAGGUCAAUCAAUGAUAGGAUGACGAAGUUAAAAUUAGAUUUGCAAAUUCGUGCAGCAGCUCUGGAACGUGCUAUGACCGAUUUUGGUCCAUCAAGUCAACAUUUUUUAAGAGAUAGUGUCCAGGCACCUUGGCAACGGGCUGUUUCGGCUUCUAAUCAUUUACCGUAUUAUAUUAAUCAUGGAACAGAAGUAACUCAAUGGGAUCAUCCAGCAAUGGUUGAAAUUAUGGAAGAGCUAACAACUUUUAAUCAGGUCAAAUUUAGUGCUUACCGUACAGCAAUGAAAUUACGAGCAAUCCAGAAACGCCUGUGUUUGGAUUUGAUAACUCUGGAAGAUGUAGAUUCGAAAUUACAAACGCUCAAUUCAAUGUUAGGUGAACAAUGCUUAUCGAUGAAAGAUGCGGUAAUAUGUUUGGUUCCGCUAUUUGAGGCGGUACAAGAAAAGUAUCCCAAUUUGAUACAUUCUAUACCAUUAGCUGUUGACUUGUUGCUCAAUUUUGUCUUGAAUGUAUUCGAUCCAGCGCGUGAUUGUAUUCUACGCACAUUUUCGUUUCGUGUACUACUGGUUACACUGUGCAAUUCAAAUCUGGAAGAUAAAUAUAGAUACUUAUACCAACUUAUUGCGAACAACGAAGGUGUUGAUCACAAGAAAUUAGCCCUUCUCUUAUACGAUAUUAUUCACAUCCCACGAUUUUUCGGCGAAGCAGCAGCAUUUGGUGGUUCAAAUGUGGAACCGUCAGUGCGGUCAUGCUUCGAAACGGCGAAAUAUCCGCGGUCGAUUUCAAUUGAUGAAUUUUUGAAUUGGUUAAAAAAAGAACCACAAAGUAUUGUUUGGUUACCUGUCAUGCAUCGGCUAGCUAGUGCCGAAUUUGCUAAACAUCAGGCGAAAUGUAAUGUUUGCAAAAUGUUUCCAAUUAUUGGAUUGCGUUAUCGUUGUUUACGAUGCUUCAAUGUUGACGUCUGUCAGAACUGUUUCUUUAGCCAAAGGCUUGCUAAAAAUCACAAAUUAUCACAUCCUAUACAGGAAUACUGCUUACCGACAACAUCAGGUGAAGAUGUGCGCGAUUUUGGUCUAAUAGUGAGAAAUAAAUUACGAUCGAAAAGUAAGACACGGAUUGGUUAUCUACCGGUGCAGACUGUAGAUGAGGGGCCUCCAUUGGAAAGCACUAAUGUUGCUCCGGUUAAUCCAUUCACUGAACCUAUCCACAAUCGAGUACAACUCUGUGCUCGAAGAUUAUGGAGAGCACGAGGUGAAGAUGAUACACCGAUACCUGCUUUAAAUGAUGCGGGAGAGGAAAUGAGAGUGAGCAGAACAGACUUGAAGUCACCUUUACAACUUUUGUCCCAGGUUGAACAAAUGCAUAAAGAAGAGCUGGAUCAAGUACUGCACAAAUUACAACAUGAAAAUAGAGAAUUGAAAAAAGAAAUUCAAAGACGGAGGAAGCUUAGUAAUGCUGUGGGAUCAACGCCUAAUCUGACAAGAGGCGAUAGCGCAGCAAUGUCACGAAGUGUUACUGAUAAUAUGGAAACCGGACGAUCUGUUCCCUCACUUUCUAAUGCAGCCGAUGAUCAACUAUUAAGAGAGGCAUACCUAUUGCGGCAACAUAAAGAACGACUGGAACAACGAAGUCGAAUAUUGGAAGAACAGAAUCGUCAACUUGAAACACAGCUUGCAAGGUUACGAACGGUCAUUGCUCAACAACAAAAUGUUAGAAGCGAAAAUAAGGAAAAUGGCGGCGCAGAAGAGAUUGAAUCAAGUGUGACUUCGGCUGAAGAAGAUGAAGGAAUCGAAUAUGAUAAAAGGCCAAAUCGAAUGAAUUCUCUUAUUGCUUCAGUGGAUCAGUUGGGUCGUGCUAUGCAAUCAUUUGUUGUUUCGGUUGUUAACGAUGAUGAUGGAACUAACGAGGAUGAAGAUGAAUUGGCUAUUACUAGAAUUCAUUAA
Cercopithifilaria johnstoni is the source of this 4845-nucleotide messenger RNA. Lineage: Eukaryota; Metazoa; Nematoda; Chromadorea; Rhabditida; Onchocercidae. The record is from the annotation of a GenBank genome assembly.